ACAAACCACUAACCAAAGUCUUCGGCAGACACGGCAGAUCCCAUGAUGCGAAAGUCAACCAUAGCACUGAUGCUGGUGGGAGCCCUGUGCGCUCUGGCAACACUGGAAGUGGCCGAGGCACACAAGGGUGGUGGCAAAGGGGGCGGAAGUAGCGAGGAGGUGGGCAAAGGAAACCAUGGCAAAAAGGGAAAUUCUCCGGGAAAGGGCAAGUGGGAAGACGAGGAACCUCCGAAAAAGAAGAACAAGGAAGAGCUGAAGGGCAAGAAGUGGAAAGGGGGUAAGCAAGACGAAGAGGAAGAAGAUUUGUCACCGAAGAAGGGUUCAAAGGGAGGUAAAAAGACAACGGUAAAGGUGACGACCACGACCAAGAAACCAAAAAAGACAACCAAGACAACCAAGAAGGGUAAGAAUACCACGGGAACGACUAAGAAACCAAAGGCAACUACGAUUCCUGAUUGGUUGAGCAGUUCAACGCAGCUGGACGAAAAGACCACUCAGCCUGCUUGGACGGAGGAGGUGACAGAACCCUCCACGUCGACCACUCCGGAGCCUACUACCACGACAACGACAGAAUCCACUACGACCUCAACAACAACAACGACUACAGAGCCGACGACGACGACUACGGAAGCUACUACAACUACGACAACCACUACUACGGAACCGCCAACGACGACGACGACGACAACAACUCCAGAACCUACUACGACCACCUCGACAACUCAGGAACCUACCACACCAGCUCCGGGUCCUGCCAUGGAAUCUGAACCGUUCGCUCCGAUCAAAGCGCCAGCUUUGGAGUCCAAUCCAAACAACAAGGUAAAACCGGGAGAUGAUCGGUUCGGAUCAGGUUCUGGUUCUAUUUACGGUUCCGGGUCUGGUUCUGGAUCCAUUUAUGGAUCUGGGUAUGGUUCUGGUUCCGGCUACGGUUCCGGUUCCAACUAUGGCUCCAGUUCAAAAGGUGGUUCCAAGAAAAAAGACGAAGACCGGAAGGGAGGCCGUGGAAAGGGCAAGCUAGAUGAAGGAUUAGACGACAUUCUGGUAUCGUUUGGAAACAACAAGCCGUCAUCUGGAAGCAAGGGCAAAGGCAACGGUAACAAGUCAGAUGACUACCUACCGAGCGUUUCCAAGGGAAACAACGGUGGGCAGAAGGAAGUGGGAAGUACUGGAAAGUCCGGUAACAAAAAACCGUUCUAUUAAAAUUCGAUGAGAAUAAAUUACCUUG
Culex quinquefasciatus (southern house mosquito) is the source of this 1225-nucleotide messenger RNA. Its product is annotated as cell wall protein IFF6. Lineage: Eukaryota; Metazoa; Arthropoda; Insecta; Diptera; Culicidae. The transcript is spliced from 2 exons. The coding region runs from base 43 to 1200 and encodes 385 amino acids. The record is from RefSeq and is a predicted model, not a curated record.